Etheostoma cragini (Arkansas darter) is the source of this 710-nucleotide messenger RNA. Its product is annotated as kinesin-like protein KIN-14E. The transcript is spliced from 4 exons. Gene Ontology annotation, biological process: microtubule-based movement. Lineage: Eukaryota; Metazoa; Chordata; Actinopteri; Perciformes; Percidae. The annotation marks the transcript as partial. The record is from RefSeq and is a predicted model, not a curated record. Gene Ontology annotation, molecular function: ATP binding; microtubule motor activity; microtubule binding.
GUGUCGGCCUACAUGUUGGAGCUGUACAACGACCAGCUGCAGGACCUCCUGGCGCCGCCGGCUGCAGACGGCGCGGGGGGGGGGCGGCGGGUGGAGAUCAAGAGGACCAGGAGGGGGGUCGUGUUUGCUCAGGGCGCCGAGACCAGAGAGGCCUCCAGCGCCCAGGAGCUGUACGCCUUGUUCCAGCAGGCCAGCGCCCAGCGCCACAUCUCCGCCACCAAGAUGAACGUGGAGAGCUCCCGGUCCCAUCUCAUCGUGUGCGUCCUGGUGGAGAGCCGGAACCUGACCAACGGCAGCCUGAGCACCGGGAAGCUGAGCCUGGUGGACCUGGACGGCAGCGAGAGGGCCGCCAAGACCGGCGCCAAGGACCACCAGCUGAGGGAGGCAAACUCCAUCAACAAGUCUCUGAGCGCCCUGGGGGACGUGAUCUCAGCGCUGUCUGCAGAGCUACCACACGUCCCGUACAGGAACAGCAAGCUCACACAGGUGAUGCAGGACUCACUCGGCGGGGACGCCAAGACGCUGAUGAUCGUCACCGUGUCUCCGUCGGAGACCAGCCUGGACGAGACGCUCACGUCUCUCGUGUAAGAACCAGAUCCACGUUUUUAUUAAGGACCAGAUCCACGUUUCCUCCCUCUGAACGCCGACUAACACCUAGUUAGGUUUCUAACAGCAGCCUCACCUUCCCAGGUACGCCACCAGAGCGAAGA